AUGGCGGGUCUCCAGAAGGCGCUCGCCAGCGGGCGCACGGCCGGGGAGCCGAGCCGGCUGCUGGACGCGUACACGGGGCGGUUCUACAACGCCGUCGGGACCUUCUUCCUUGAGAUUAGGACGGAGGGUGACAGUCUGAAGAUGCGGUUCUGUGGCGUUGAGGAGGACGAGUUUGUGUUGCAUCCGCAUUAG
Molecule: messenger RNA, 192 nt
Organism: Lasiosphaeria miniovina
Lineage: Eukaryota; Fungi; Ascomycota; Sordariomycetes; Sordariales; Lasiosphaeriaceae
Exons: 1
Coding region: 1-192 (63 amino acids)
Source: RefSeq, a predicted model, not a curated record